AGUCUCCGGUCAUCAGUGCGUCGCCUUUCUUUCUUUUCAAUGAGAACAAAGCCCUAAUCUCCUUCUCUAUUAACCAACCAGCAAUCACAAAAGCGGCGACGAUCAGUCCAGUCUUCACUACAGUAGCUAGCUAGUUAUAAAUUAACAAGCUCCUUGCAAGAAACUAUAUCAAUCCAGCUGCAGAUAGCUUAAACGCAACCAUUUCUCUCUUUUUUCACGACCCUUGAGAAAAAAAUGCAGAUCUUCAGCGAAGUGUUGGGAGAUACUGAUGUUCGUUUUCGGUUCUCGCUCCCAGCUCAUUGCUUACAGCAUUUAGAUUUUGCUGGAAAUAAUUAUGUUGAUUUGCAUGUUAAAGAUAGCUCUGGUGAGCUUCGAGUUAUUCGUUGCCUGAAGAGAAAUGAAGAUUAUGACAAGCCAGUGCUUUCUAAGGGCUGGCUUAAAUUUGUUGCUGAUUAUGGACUGAGAGCUGAUGACAUGGUUGUUCUUCAUCGUGAGGAUGACCAUAACCUGGGGUCACAGUUCAGGAUUGAAGCUAAGAGGAGAAUCAAGCUGUUUGGUGAGGAGGAUUGGAGUGAUGUGACAAGAGCUAACUAGCUAUUAUUUGCAUGGAGCGUGGAUGUUCGGCCAUAUCCAGAUAUGCAUAGAAGAAUGGAUUUCCCAAGUUUGGUGUUUUUUUGUGUGUAAAUUUAUGUAUGUUUGAGUGUUUGAGUCCUAAUUAAAUAAAUAUGUUGCUGUUCUUGGUUUCUUGAAUAUGUAUUACGUGCAUGUAAUUCUCAGCAAUAAUGGAUUUAAUUAAUUAUAUGUGAGCA
This is a messenger RNA of Populus trichocarpa (black cottonwood), 809 nucleotides long. RefSeq lists its product as uncharacterized. Gene Ontology annotation, molecular function: DNA binding. The record is from RefSeq and is a predicted model, not a curated record. Bases 235 to 594 code for a protein of 119 amino acids. NCBI's taxonomy places the organism in Eukaryota, Viridiplantae, Streptophyta, Magnoliopsida, Malpighiales, Salicaceae. The transcript has a single exon.